CCUCAAAGUUAAUUAAAGCUGUUAUGAAAAUAUUCUGUUUAUCAACAUAAACAUUUUAUUAAUUAAUUGUUCUCACAGAACUGUACACUGUAAAUAUAUUCUAUUUUUAUCUGAGCAACAUGUCAUUAUUGAACAGAAUAUCAUCGUUGAGCCGCGUUUUUGGUACUAGCCUCCAGUUAAAACCUCUGCCAAGGAUUAUCUCCCUUGCAAGCUGCUCAACUUCAAGCUGUACUGGCAACCACAAUCAUUCAGAAGACAGUAAUAAUGAUGCGCCUGUUGAUAUAGAAAAUCCUUUUCGAAAAGAAAAAAGGCUAUGCAUUCUGUGUAAAAUGAACAUAUCACCAGAUUAUAAAAAUGUAAAGUUACUGUCGCAGUUUGUAUCAAUGUACACUGGCAAGAUUUAUGGACGCCACAUAACAGGGUUGUGUACAAAACGUCAACAGCAAGUCGAAAAUGAAAUCAUCAAAGCACAAAAUGCAGGCCUGAUGCCAUACUAUUUGAAAGACCCAGCCUUCAUGCAAGAUCCCCAAUUGUUCAACCCUGAAAAUCCAUUCAGAAAUCACCCUUACUAAACAUAAUUGUUUGUGUCAGUAUCUUGUAAGUAGUCUCAAAUAAAUCUUUCUUUUUCAA
Molecule: messenger RNA, 630 nt
Organism: Macrosteles quadrilineatus (aster leafhopper)
Lineage: Eukaryota; Metazoa; Arthropoda; Insecta; Hemiptera; Cicadellidae
Gene: mRpS18C
Product: 28S ribosomal protein S18c, mitochondrial
Exons: 4
Coding region: 120-572 (150 amino acids)
Biological process (GO): mitochondrial translation
Cellular component (GO): ribosome; mitochondrial small ribosomal subunit
Molecular function (GO): small ribosomal subunit rRNA binding; structural constituent of ribosome
Source: RefSeq, a predicted model, not a curated record